AAGCUGUUUUCGUUCAAGGCUGCGACAGAAGCGCUUGAAAAAUUGUUUCCAUCGCGCGCUCAGGGGCCCUGGGGAUCGGAAAACAACAGCCGGAAGGCCGAAGUCGACGACAAGCGCCAAGACUGAACACAUCAGUCCGCCAGGGGUGUGAGUGGGUAUACGGAUCUUCGCACGGAUCCUGCGACGAUGGCGUCGGCCCCUCUGCUGCAGAACGACACCCUCGCGCCGGCCUCUGCCCCGCCGAAGGGGCCGGUGCUUGGCGUGCUGAGCGAGGAGUUCAGCCCCGACGUCAAGAGGGAGGACGAUGCAAGUGGAGACCAGCGCGUGAGCCUGGUGCCCGACGUCGCGGCCGCGCUGAUGAAGGACGGGUACUCCGUGGCCGUGCAGACGAUGGCCGGCUUCUACGCCGGUUUCACGGACGAGGCCUACGCGGAGGCCGGGUGCCAGGUGCUGUCGCGCGAGGAGGUCAUCGCCAGGAGCGACGUCCUCUUCGCCAUCGCCCCCCCGGUGCGCUCGUUCGGGUCCAUGCGCGGCAAGGUCCUCGUCUCGUGGGUCGGCCGCCUCCAGGACAGUGGCAAGGCCCUGGUGGAGCAGGCGAACAAGGCGGGGGUCACCCUCAUGGACGUCACGGCGGUCCCCCGCAUCACCAUCGCGCAGAAGCUGGACGUGCUCAGCUCCCAGGCGAAGGUCGCGGGCCACCGCGCGGUGAUCGAGGCCACGCACGCGUUCAGCCGCUUCCACACCGCCGAGAUGACGGCGGCGGGCAAGUACCCGCCCUCGCAGACCUUCGUGCUCGGGUGCGGGGUGGCGGGCCUGGCCGCCAUCGGCACCUCGAAGGCGCUGGGCUCGGUGGUGAAGGCCUGGGACGUCCGGGACGUGUCGGACCAGUGCCAGUCCAUGGGCGCGAAGUGGGUGACCGUGGACUUCAAGGAGGACGGCGCGGGCACCGGGGGCUACGCCAAGGAGAGCUCCGACGCCUUCAAGCAGGCCCAGCAGGAGACCUUCCGGAGGGUGCUCAAGGACACGGACAUCGCCAUCACCACCGCCGCCAUCCCGGGCCGGCCGUCGCCCCUGCUGAUCACCAAGGAGGCCGUGGCCUGCAUGAAGCCGGGGAGCGUCAUCGUGGACCUCGCCGCGGUCGGGGGCGGCAACUGCGAGCUGACCCGGAAGAACGAGAAGUACGAGACCGUGAACGGCGUCACGAUCAUCGGGUACACCGACCUCCCUGCCCGGAUGGCGGCGCAGUCCAGCGCCAUGUACGCCCAGAACAUGGCCAACCUGCUGAAGCACAUCCACGCGAAGGACAAGGCCGCGGGGCUCCUGAAGAACAUGCACGCGCACCUCGAGGCCGGGGAGUCUGGCGACAUCGUGACGCGCAGCGUCGUCUGCUGCGUCGGCGGCAGGAAGGUGCAGAUGCCGCCGCCGCCGCAGCCGACCCCGGUGAAGCCGAAGGUGGCGCCGGCCGCGAGGCAGCAGAAGGAGGCCACGUCGCCGCUGAAGGCCGCGGUCGUCAGCUCGCUCGUCCUCUGCCUGGGCGUGCUGCUCAUGCUGGCGCUCGGGGAGGGCGUGAAUGUGUCGCUGCUGACCACGUUCCUGCUCGCCGGCGCCGCGGGCUACCAGGCCGUGUGGGGCGUCGCGCACGCCCUGCACACGCCGCUGAUGUCCGUGACGAACGCCAUCUCGGGCAUGACCGCCGUCGGGGGCGUGCUCCUGAUGGACAGGUCGCCGCUGUACUCGGGGCCGUGGGUCAUCGCGGCCGUCGCGGUGAUGGUCUCCGCGGUGAACAUCUUCGGCGGGUUCGUCGUGUCCCAGCGGAUGCUCGACCUCUUCAGGAAGGAGGGGGAGAAGAGCUACUCCGCCCUGAUGCUGUCGCCGGCCCUCAUCUUCCUCGUGCUGUCCGUCACGCGCCGCGAGCUCCUGGGCCCCGUCAGCGUCGUCUCCGCCCUCCUGUGCGUCGCGGCCAUCGGCGGCCUCGCCAGCUUCAAGACCGCGGAGGCGGGCUGCAAGUUCGGCAUGCUGGGCGUCUUCGGCGCGCUCGUGGCCACCAUGGUGCCGGUCCGCGGCGACAACCUCUGCUGGGCCCUGGGCCUCCUGGCGCUGGGCGGCGCCCAGGGCCUGGUGGUGGGCAGGAGGGUGAGCCCCAUCGCCCUGCCGCAGACCGUCGCGGCGUUCCACUCCCUGGUCGGCUUCGCCGCGACCGCCACCUCCAUCGGCUCCUUCUACGUCCACCCGGAGGCGGGGGCGAGCAUGGAGAACAUCGCCGCCGUGCUCGGGGACUUCAUCGGCGGCGUCACGCUCACCGGCAGCAUCAUCGCCUUCGGCAAGCUGAACGGGAACCUCAAGUCGACGCCGCUGAGCCUGCCGGGGAAGAACCUCCUCAACCUGGGCGGGCUCUGCGGCUUCCUCGCCCUGGGCGCCGUGUUCCUGCAGCGGGGGGACGGCGUCUUCGGCGUGCAGCUGCUGCUCGCCGUGGCCGUCCUCGCGUGCCUGAUGGGCGUGCACCUCGUGGGCUCCGUCGGCGGCGGCGACAUGCCCGUGUGCAUCACGGUGCUGAACUCCUACUCCGGCUGGGCCCUGGUGGCCGAGGGCUUCCUCCUCAAGAGCACCGUGCUGACCAUCGUCGGCUCGCUCAUCGGCUUCAGCGGAGGCAUCCUCACCAAGAUCAUGUGCGACGCCAUGAACCGCGACAUCUUCAACGUGCUCUUCGGCGGCAUCAACAACAAGCCCGUGGCCAAGGCGGGGGACGCCGGGCCGAAGGAGCACGUGGAGACCAGCGUGGCGGCCGUCGCCCAGAUGCUCGUGGACGCCAAGGAGGUGCUCAUCGUGCCCGGCUACGGCAUGGCGAUGGCGCGCGCCCAGGGCUCGAUCGGGGAGCUGGCGAACCUGUGCCGCAGCAACAAGAUCAACGUGAAGUUCGGCAUCCACCCCGUGGCUGGGCGCAUGCCGGGGCAGAUGAACGUGCUGCUCGCGGAGGCCGGCGUCCCCCACGAGUGGGUCCUGGAGAUGGACGAGGUGAACCCCGACAUGGAGAGCAACGACGUCGUGCUCGUCGUGGGCGCCAACGACGUGGUCAACUCGGCGGCGCAGGAGGUGGAGGGCUGCGCCAUCUGGGGCAUGCCCCUCAUCGAGGUCUGGCGCUCCAAGAAGGUCAUCUUCUGCAAGCGCUCUAUGGGCGGCGGCUACGCGGACCUCGACAACCCCGUCUUCUACAAGGAGAACACCGAGAUGCUGCUCGGGGACGCCAAGAAGACCGCCGACUCCCUGGCGGCGAAGGUGCGCGAGUUCCUGGAGCGCGUGUGAUCGCAGGCGCGCGGGCCUCGACACGGCGGUGCCCCCGCGAGGCUGCGCCCGGCGGCCGCGCGGCGGCGAGGGACAGCUUCUCACGACGAGGGGGCCCGCUCGAUCUACGAGCGGCGGCCUUGCGUGAGGGUCGAGAAGUUUUUGUCGUGCCUUAGAAACACUUCUUGCGAAUGGGAUUGUUUCUCUGUGUGCAUUCUUGCACACCAUUUAAACUUGUUGUUUGAAGUUUGAAGUUUCAAGUCGGCUCGCGGUCACAGGAGGAGAAGGUCGGGAGACGAGUUGUCGGCGCCG
Prorocentrum cordatum is the source of this 3591-nucleotide messenger RNA. The record is from the annotation of a GenBank genome assembly. NCBI's taxonomy places the organism in Eukaryota, Dinophyceae, Prorocentrales, Prorocentraceae.